Hymenoscyphus albidus is the source of this 1993-nucleotide messenger RNA. Lineage: Eukaryota; Fungi; Ascomycota; Leotiomycetes; Helotiales; Helotiaceae. The record is from the annotation of a GenBank genome assembly.
GUGUUUCUGAGUGGCGGGGAGUUGCUAGUCCAUUUGUCUUGCAAUAAUAUUCUCGCCCAAGGGAACUCGCCCUUUGUUUGACCAACAAGACACCACAAUCGGUCGACGGGAUAUUUACUCUGCGAUGUCUCUCUUCAAGGGAGCUUCCAGGUUUGCUCAUGGAGCUUCAAGAACAAGAUUGGCUCCAUUAUGUUGCGCAAGACGGAGCGUGUCUUCCAUGACCGCAGAGUCGCAACAGAAAGUACGAAGACUCCAAUUGUUUGUAUAGGCAUUGCUAAUGAUCAAUUGCAGCUUCUCACCUCCAACCUCGAGCAAGCCGAUCCUGCCAUCUACAGUAUUCUACAGAAUGUACGUUCCUCCAUACCCCGCCAUUGGAUAUGAACUGAUAAGACAUCCAGGAAAAACGAAGGCAGAAGCACUUCAUCAACCUCAUUCCCUCCGAAAAUUUCACAUCCCAAGCUGUCCUCGAUUCCCUUGGAAGUGUUAUGCAAAGUAGGCUUUUCGAGCAGAAGAAAAAAAUCAAAACUGUCAAAGCAAACUGACCGCUAGUUAGACAAAUACUCGGAGGGAUAUCCCGGAGCAAGAUACUAUGGCGGAAACGAAUUCAUCGACGAGGCUGAAAGAUUAUGCCAAUCGAGAGCUCUGCAAACCUUUGGAUUGAAGGAAUCAGAAUGGGGUGUCAAUGUUCAACGUAUGUGUCUCUUUCAAUUCCUACUUGGCGACUUUGAUUGACCGCUCCAUAGCUUUGUCCGGAUCGCCUGCGAACCUUAUGGCGUACUCGGCCCUCCUUAACACCCACGAUCGAAUCAUGGGCUUGGAUUUGCCUCAUGGUGGACAUCUUUCACAUGGAUAUCAAACCCCCACCAAGAAGAUUUCUGCCAUCUCGAAAUACUUCGAGACCUUCCCAUAUCGUUUGAAUGAAUCGACUGGGUUGAUCGAUUAUGUUAAGUUGGGGGAGAAUGCUAUGCUCUACAGACCGAAGCUGAUUAUCGCUGGUACAUCUGCCUAUAGCAGAUUGCUUGACUACAAGAAGUUCCGGGACAUUGCUGAUAAAGUUGGCGCCUAUUUACUGGCAGAUAUGGCACAUAUCUCUGGAUUGGUUGCUGCUAAGGUUAUUCCUACACCAUUCGAAUUCGCAGAUGUUGUCACUACCACAACCCACAAAAGUUUGCGGGGUCCAAGAGGUGCUAUGAUUUUCUUCCGAAAGGGCGUGCGGAGAGUCAACGCAAAGACCGGGGAGAAGGAAAUGUGGAAUCUUGAGGAACCUAUCAAUGCCUCAGUCUUCCCAGGACAUCAAGGUGGACCUCAUAACCAUACCAUUACCGCUCUGGCAGUCGCUUUGAAGCAGGCACAAAGCACAGAAUUUGGUGCCUACCAAGCAUCUGUCCUUGCAAAUGCCAAAGCCUUUGCCAAGCGUUUGGGCGAAUCUAAGGAUGCUGGUGGACUUGGAUACUCCAUUGUAUCUGGGGGAACUGACAACCACCUUGUCCUGAUUGACCUCAAGCCACAAGGUGUCGAUGGUGCACGAGUUGAACGAGUCCUGGAAUUGGUAGGUGUUGCAAGUAACAAGAAUACCGUCCCAGGUGACAAAUCUGCCUUGAAACCUGGUGGAUUGAGAAUGGGCACUCCGGCCAUGACCACGAGAGGGUUCCAACCUGAUGAUUUCGUCAGAGUUGCGGAUGUGGUUAAUAGAGCAGUCACCAUUACUCAGCGUUUGUCGAAGACGGCUAAAGAGGCCGCGGAGGCAAAGGGACGCAAGGCACCGGGGAGCGUGAAGGCUUUCUUGGAGUAUCUGGGCGAUGGACAAAACGAGACGGAGAUUGUGCAGUUGAGGAGUGAGGUUGAGGAAUGGGUGGGGACAUUUGCGCUACCUUGGGAUAGUAGUGCAUAGGUCUUUUUCCCUCGGAUCAGAGAAAGCAUUUACUUUUUGGGGACCGGCAUCAUCUGGAGUUUCCGUGCCGGAUUUGCGCGUCGGAUUUUGUGUGAUGUGAGG